AUGUCAGUUAAUCCAUCGAAUACCGCUGCAUAUGGUCCAGAAACACGAUACAAAUCUUGCCUCGAAUUAGAGAACGCUGGAAUCUCCUAUGUCAUCUGGUUCGAGGACGCCCUGGUACACUACGGGGUUCCAACAGUAGUUUUUGAUCUAUACGUACUCGUAUUGGACAUCGAAGCCGCUGGCAAUGCUCUUCUCGAAGCCGGAUGGACCGAUGACACCCAAUCACCCCAUCGAAUCGGCGACGCAGUCGUGGACAUUCCGCAAAGACCCUUGAUAUCCCCCGACAAGCAGACGAAGACCGUCCUUCUCCUCGCAUCAGACUGGAAAUUCCCUCUAGCGCCUGACUCACCUCUUGAACGAGUGUCUUUGUCGCAAGCGGACCAGACACCAUCCCCACCCCCAACGGUCUCGUUCCCACCAUUACCAGGCCUCCUCGACGCUCUGAUCGAAAGCUGGCUGGCUGGACCGACCGAGGAUCCGACCUUACUGCUUCGACUGGCCUGUUACUUCAACUAUCUCUACGAAUACGUGCCUGCACUCAAGGAGCGCUCAUUUGCCGAGGAGAUAAGACACGAACAUCGGCAGUUCCAUUUCGAUGUGCUUGCGGGGAUGGAAUCCGGGACAUUCCCCUUCAGAGACCAUCAACGUGGGAUUCGAGAUGCGCUGCUGCAGGGUCGGUAUGAGUUGUGCGAGUGCUCCGCGUCUCGCGAUAACCAGCUCCUCUUUGGCGGCUGGGGAAAUAUCCGCCUUCCUGAUCCGCUGCAUGAUGGAUCUGAGGAGUAG
Aspergillus mulundensis is the source of this 783-nucleotide messenger RNA. RefSeq lists its product as uncharacterized. Lineage: Eukaryota; Fungi; Ascomycota; Eurotiomycetes; Eurotiales; Aspergillaceae. The record is from RefSeq and is a predicted model, not a curated record. The transcript has a single exon. Bases 1 to 783 code for a protein of 260 amino acids.